AUUAUUGACGUAUUUGAGAAAUUUGACGUAUGUAUUUAAAACAAGACAAGAUAUCAACAAAUAAAACGUUUAUUUAUUAUUUAGUAACAUUAGAAAACCCUCUCCUUUUUAAAAAAAGUAUAAAUGGAUAAAAUAUUUCAAAUAGAAUCGUAUGAAUUAUUUCAAAAUGUAUCUCAAGAAAUCUUGGCUAAUUUGUAUUACUCAGGAUCCACAUCAACAGUGCCAUACAUAGAAGCUGAUACUGUUCAAUUAGCAAAACAGGAAUUGAUCUUAAUAAUCUCGGAUUGCAAUUUUGACUUGGAACAAAUUAAAGAUGUAAUUAAAAGUAAAGACUGGGCUCCUGAGAAAGUGAAAUGCUUUCAAGAAUUGUUAGAAGCAAACAAGUCUAAUGUCCUUUACUCAGCCUACAAUCACUUCAACAGUAGUUACUGUGAAACUGUUCUUGGCUAUGAUUGGAUUGUAAAAUUAGUCCUUGGAACAAGUGAAUUGAAGACAAUCAAGUACUCGCUAUUACAAUUAGUAAUGACAACAUUAAAUAAAACUGGAAAACCAAAUAAGAUCCUGUAUGAGGUCAAUAAAGACAUGUUGUUGAAAAUUAUAAACAGUUUAGAAAGCUUAAAAUAAACGAUUUGAUUACCUAAA
Messenger RNA from Spodoptera frugiperda (fall armyworm), 642 nucleotides. RefSeq lists its product as uncharacterized. NCBI's taxonomy places the organism in Eukaryota, Metazoa, Arthropoda, Insecta, Lepidoptera, Noctuidae. The coding region runs from base 124 to 624 and encodes 166 amino acids. The record is from RefSeq and is a predicted model, not a curated record. The transcript is spliced from 2 exons.